AUGUCCGACCGCACGACGACAGGUGUCGCCACGUCGCCGGCCACGACCAAGAAGCGCCGAUCGAAUAGCAAGGCCGCAAAGAAGACGCAGACGCAGACGCAGCAACUCCACGAGCAGCAGGAGCAGGAGCUGCCCGAGGCGCCGCCGCCCGCGACGCGCUCGCGCAAACCGACGUCCAAGUAUCGCCAUGUUGAGGCUACGCACUCGCUUGUCCGCCCAUCCUGCUUGAGCCACGACUCCAACGUGUCGCCUAGCUUCCUGGGGUUCCGCAACCUCAUGGUUAUUGUCCUCGUGGUUGGCAAUCUGCGAUUAAUGAUUGAAAAUAUUCAAAAGUACGGCGUCCUCAUCUGCCUUAAAUGUCACGACUUUCGCCGCCAUGACGUCCUCGUCGGGCUCGGCCUCUUCUGCCUCAUCCCCUGCCACCUCCUCGUCGCCUACCUCAUCGAGCUCGCUGCCGCGCGUCAGGCGAUCCGAUCGCGCCGGCGCAUGGUCGAAGGCGCGACGGGUCCGUCGGAGCGCGACCGCCGCAAGUUUCACAACAUUUGGAUCGUCGUUGCCUGGACGCACAUGCUCAACAUCACACUCGCCCUCGCCCUCACCACCUUUGUCGUCUACUUUCACGUCCACCACCCCUUCAUGGGCACCAUGGCCGAGACGCACGCCAUCAUUGUCUGGCUCAAGACCACCUCGUACGCCUUCACCAACCGCGACCUGCGUCAUGCCUACCUCCACCCCGUCAAGGGCGAAUCGGUUCCCGACUUCUACAAGGCCUGCCCGUAUCCGGAGAACAUCACUGUCAACAACAUGACGUACUUUUGGUGGGCGCCCACGCUCGUCUAUCAACCCGUGUACCCGCGUACCGACAAGAUUCGCUGGAUCUACGUUGCCAAGCGCCUUGGCGAGGUCUUUGGCCUGUCCGUCUUCAUCUGGUUCGCCAGCGCGCAGUACGCGGCGCCGGUUCUGCGCAACUCGCUCGACAAGAUUGCGUCGCUCGACUUCUUCUCCAUCCUCGAGCGUCUGCUCAAGCUGUCGACGAUUUCACUCGUCAUCUGGCUGGCCGGCUUCUUCGCCAUCUUCCAGUCCUUCCUCAACGCGCUGGCCGAGGUGACGCGCUUCGGCGACCGCUUCUUCUAUGACGACUGGUGGAACAGCGAGAGUCUGGGGUCUUACUGGCGCACCUGGAACCGGCCCGUCUACACCUACUUCAAGCGACACGUCUACAUGCCGCUGCUCGGCCGCGGCUGGAAGCCCUCGACGGCCAGCUUUGCCGUCUUCUUCGUCUCAGCGGUGCUGCACGAGGUUCUCGUCGGCGUCCCCACGCACAACAUCAUUGGCGUCGCGUUCUUUGGCAUGUUCUUGCAGUUGCCCCUAAUUGCCCUAACAGCGCCUCUGGAAAAGAGGAAGAUGGGUAACGGCGGCAAGGUGCUAGGCAAUGCCAUUUUCUGGGUGUCUUUUACCAUCUUCGGGCAGCCGUUUGCCGCGCUCAUGUACUUUUAUGCCUGGCAGGCCAAGUACGGAAGUGUUAGCCGCCAGCCCAUGCCAUCUGGGACAAAAUAG
Messenger RNA from Cordyceps militaris CM01, 1557 nucleotides. RefSeq names its product diacylglycerol O-acyltransferase (DgaT), putative. Gene Ontology annotation, biological process: triglyceride biosynthetic process. Gene Ontology annotation, cellular component: endoplasmic reticulum membrane. The record is from RefSeq and is a predicted model, not a curated record. The transcript has 3 exons. Bases 1 to 1557 code for a protein of 518 amino acids. Gene Ontology annotation, molecular function: diacylglycerol O-acyltransferase activity. Lineage: Eukaryota; Fungi; Ascomycota; Sordariomycetes; Hypocreales; Cordycipitaceae.